Molecule: messenger RNA, 1001 nt
Organism: Panicum virgatum (switchgrass)
Lineage: Eukaryota; Viridiplantae; Streptophyta; Magnoliopsida; Poales; Poaceae
Product: leiomodin-2-like
Exons: 3
Coding region: 127-675 (182 amino acids)
Source: RefSeq, a predicted model, not a curated record
ACCCAACACGUCGCGCCCAAAACCGCCGACCAAGGCUCACACGCGGCGGCUCCUUCCAAACCCGCCCCCUCCCUUCUCCCUCCUCCCGCUCGCCGCCGCCGGCGGCGGCCGGAGGCCCGAAGGCGCAUGGGCCAGGCUCUGCGCCGCGCCUCGGGCCGCGUGAGGCCCCCUACUCCGGCGCCCUCGCCCCCGGCGAGGCCCCCUCCCCCGCCUCCGCCGCGGGCGCCGCCGGCGGCCGCGGGCGGCGCGCCCACCAAUGGCGAUGUCACAGAGCCAACAAAAAAUGCCCAUGGUGUAGUUGAGGAGCGUGAUCCAAGUUACGAGGAGAUGCUUAAGCACAUGGUUGGGAGAAUCACUACUAAGCCUGGAGGAAAACCAGAAAUGGGUGACGCUUCCGUCGUACAACGGUAUGACAGGCCUCUCCCAAAGGUCAGAACAUCAAAGGCUGACCCUGGGCAAAGCGGGAGCAGGCAGCUACCAUCAGGAGCCCUGAACGUCCAGCACAUCCAGGAGAUCAUCCAGCUGUACCAGGGCAAGUCCAGCACCCACAAUGGUCCCAUGAGCGUGGACGACAUCGCCUCGAAGUUCAGGGUGGAAGCCUCCGUCGUCCGGAACAUCGUGCAGUUUGUCUCGUUGCCCCAGGACGAAACCGCCCAGAAGAAAGAGGACUUCUGAGAGUCCGGGUGGCCCUGCUGCUGACGCUAAGCCUUUUUCUUGCCCCCAAGUUUCAUAGUGCCUUUAUGUUUUUGUUUGUUGUUGCUCCUCCUCCUGCUGAGAUGAGAUGAUGGAAAUCAAAAUGUGUCGUGUUUCCUUACCUGAAUAAAGAUGACAGCCUGCGUUUUUUUUUUACCCCACGGGCUUGUCAUUCUUGUCAUGGAUAUGAACAUUGGUCUGGUUUAUACUUAGUCUUCUAAAAGAACUAUGAACUACUGGAGAUCAGUGUCAACAAUCAAAAGCGUACAAUUGUAACGGUGGCUUAAAUACUUAAUGUUGCUUUUGCA